AUGAAGAAGGUAAGUUUGGAAUCAGUAACAUCACAGGUGUCAUCUAUGCGAAUGCCCCCCUGGAUUACGAAACAAGAACAAGUUAUGUGCUUCGAGUCCAAGCCGAUUCCCUGGAAGUGGUCCUCUCCAAUCUCCGAGUUCCUUCAAAAAGCUACUGAUAAAGAUACUGGUAAUUAUAGUGCUAUGGCAUACAGACUCAUAAUACCACCAAUUAAAGAGGGAAAAGAAGGGUUUGUGGUGGAAACAUACACAGAACUCAUCAAGACUGCUAUGCUCUUCCAUAAUAUGAGAUCUUACUUCAAAUUUCAAGUUAUUGCAACUGACAACUAUGGGAAGGGACUGAGUGGAAAAGCUGAUGUACUUGUCUCUGUGGUCAAACAGCUGGAUAUUCAAGUCAUUGUUUCCAAUGUGCCACCUACUUUAGUGGAAAAAAAGAUAGAAGAUCUUACAGAGAUUUUGGAUCGCUAUGUUCAGGAUCAAAUUCCUGGUGCCAAGGUGGUGGUAGAAUCCAUUGGUGCUUGCCGGCACGGGGAUGCCUUUUCUUUAGAAGAUUACAGCAAAUGUGACCACUAUGCAAUUGAUCCCCAAACCAACAGAGCCAUUGACAGAAAUGAACUUUUUAAAUUUUUGGAUGGCAAGCUGCUUGAUAUCAAUAAAGAUUUUCAACCAUAUUAUGGGGAAGGAGGGCGCAUUCUGCAGAUCCGGACUCCAGAGGCAGUGACCAGCAUUAAAAAGCGAGGAGAAAGUUUAGGAUACACAGAAGGGGCUCUGUUGGCUCUGGCCUUCAUCAUCAUCCUCUGCUGUAUUCCUGCCAUCUUGGUGGUCUUAGUCAGCUACAGACAGUUUAAAGUACGGCAAGCUGAAUGCACCAAGACAGCACGAAUUCAGUCUGCACUACCUGCAGCAAAGCCAGCAGCACCAGCUCCCACUCCAAUGGCAGCGCCUCCACCACCCCCACCACCUCCAGGGGCACAUCUCUAUGAAGAACUUGGAGACAGCGCAAUGCAUAAUCUUUUCCUUCUCUACCAUUUUCAACAAAGCAGGGGAAAUAACUCACUCUCAGAAGACAGGACAAAUCAGCAAGUUGUGAAGCCCUUUUCUUCCAAUACCAUUGAGGCUCACAAGCCAGCUCAUGUAGAUGGAUCACUUAAAAACAACCAACAGAAGUCUCCAAGAAAAUUCACAUUUCUAUCCGAUAAGGACGGCUUAAGUGCUUGUAACCCCCUUUAUAAGGAAAAGAUAGGUCCAGUAUCAACACAUUCAGACAUUUCCUUGAGAACAGAUUUUGAAGACCCAUUUUUAGUGGAAACAAAAGUCAAGAGUCAGUCCCUGAGGGGCCCAAGAGAAAAGAUUGAGAGGACGUGGAACCAGCCAGUCAGCUUACCUAGGAGACUGAUGCGGAAGGUUCCAAACAGACCAGAAACCAUAGAUCUGAUGCAAUGGCAGAACACCUGGCAAAAAGCUGAAAAUACAAGCAAUGGAAGCUACUCCAACAAAAAUGGUAGUAGUAAUCCAUUGUUUACAACCGAAGAUACAUAUCUGACCAAGAGAGAAGAAAUAAGGCAAGGUGAACCACUGGCUAUGAAAGAAACCGAACAAUUGAAAUCUCUAGCUUCAGGCUCUUCAUUUUCUUCUUCUUGGUCUCACCUCUCUUUCUCCACUUUGCCAACUAUUUCAAGAAGUGUGGAACUCAAAUCAGAGUCUGAUGUUAUCACUUCUCCUACUGAAUGCUCUUUGGAACUUUCUCCUGCAAGGUCUUGCGUUUCAAAUUCUUCAGUCUUUAAGAGACAAACACCCCCGUGUAUGUUGGAUAUUGAAACUGAAAGGAACGUUUUUGAAAAUCUUCCCCAUCCAUGUAACAUCUCUGUCUUGUCUCCUUCCCCUCCUUCUCCUCCACCUCUUCCUCCUCCUCCUCUCCCUGCUCCUUCUCUUGUCCUAACUCCCUUUUCUUUUUCCUUUCCUCCUCCUCCUUCUUCUCCUCCUUGUAGUCCUCCUCCUCUUCCCCCUCUUCCUCGUUCUGUUCCUACUGUUUUUCCCCCUGCUUCUUUUUCUCUACCUCCCUUUCCUCCUCUACCUCCACCACCUCCUUCUCUUCCAUGCCCACGGCCUCCUUCAGCUUCAGCUCUAUCCACAGAGGGUGUUUGUAUACCAGAUAUUAAAUGCACUACAUAUAUAACUCCUGCCAAGGAAAUCAAAGCUGCUACAAUGCACCUAUCUACAUCAAAAUCAGUGUGUAAGACAGACCCUCAAAAAGAACCAAAAGGCAUCCUCAAACAUAUUAAAAACUUAGCAGAACUUGAAAAAUCAAUAGCUAACAUGUACAGUCAAAUACAAAAGAACUGUCCACCCACAAACAUCUCAAAACUUCAAACUUCUUGCACUUCAGAGAUAACAAAUAUGGGAAUCACAUCUGAACAAAACCAGGAGAAUUCAAACAAUACCGUGGAGGGAAUUGAAAAACAAUUGCACAGUCAAUCUACUGCACUGUAAUGUUGAUUUUCCUAUUUUAACUGUAAAUCUUUUGUUGAUCAUAACUUCAAGCUGAACAUCAAAUUUGAACAUCAAAGAAGAUUCUACUGUUUUACCCAAAACUCAAUGCAAUGCUGUUUUUUCCAUAGUUUUAAUUUAAAAGAUUAUUAACUUUAUCACUACUAACUCAUGUAGUAGAGAAAAUUACCUUAAUUUUCUUAACUACAAAGUAGCAUUAUUUGUCCUACAUUUAUUUGAAAAUUGGAGUUUUUGUUGGCAGCUGGUCAUAUGCAUGAGAACUUGUGCUAGUUGGCGGACUCUGACAAGGAGAGGUUAUGCACCAGAG
This is a messenger RNA of Ictidomys tridecemlineatus (thirteen-lined ground squirrel), 2815 nucleotides long. NCBI's taxonomy places the organism in Eukaryota, Metazoa, Chordata, Mammalia, Rodentia, Sciuridae. The record is from RefSeq and is a predicted model, not a curated record.